Molecule: messenger RNA, 2793 nt
Organism: Heteronotia binoei (common prickly gecko)
Lineage: Eukaryota; Metazoa; Chordata; Lepidosauria; Squamata; Gekkonidae
Exons: 6
Coding region: 147-2519 (790 amino acids)
Source: RefSeq, a predicted model, not a curated record
AUUUCUUGGCGCACAACGCCUGAAUAGGCACACUCCCUCCCGCCAUUUUCUAUGGAGUUCGCUGGGUUCUCUCUCCUUUAGCUCGGAGGACCGUUAGAGCCACCGCCCAUGGCGGGCUAGGAGAAAGCUGUGCCCCAGGAGAAACUAUGCUAAGAGCUCUAGCCCUCGCAGCCAUGGUGCUCGUGCUGGUGCCGGUCAGGGGGUUCCCCAUUCUGGACCGCCAACUAGUCCCGGGGGAACUGUGGCCGGGUGAGGAUAGCCCGUGGCUAGUGGGGAAUGGACUUGUGGAAAGUCAGCACAUAGUGGAGUAUCAGCAGACAUCACUAGCAGCCAUGAAAAAAUAUUUGUAUAAAGCAACGCUGCAUAUGAUUUUAGAGCAGUCAACAUUGCAAAAGGACAGCAAAAGUUAUAAAAAAUUCAGAACAAAUUUAGAAACACCUCGAAAAAAUGCAGAGAGGAACCAUCAAAAAACAAAUAGGCUAAAACUUAUACUCUUAUAUCAAAGAAAUCUAUAUCUUAUUACAGAUGAAAGCACCACGGUAAAAGUUUUAGGAAUGCAUUUAGGACCAAGUAAACUAAUUUUUACAGGAAAAAAGGAAUUAACAAAAGUAUCCAAGAAUAUUCUGGAGGAUGGAAAACUUGAUGUUUUUGCAAUGAAAAUGAUUGUAUUUCAUGAUGUGAAAAAGAAAUCAGAAAAUAAAAACGUGGGACAAUUAAAAUCAAUAUAUUUCAAAAAUAGUUACAAAUACAAAGGAAUUUGGCUACCACUGGCUAUAACACCUCAGAUACUUCAAACAAAAACAAUGUUAAAAGCUGAAGAAGUACAUUUAAAAAAACAUCAGGAAGACUUGGGAAGUGUUUUGGUGUUAAGGACAGUAAAACAACAGCAGUCAAGAAAACAUACAGUAAUUAGGAUGAUGACAAAGAAAAAAUGUAAAGACAACAGUAACAGAGUAUUAGUUUCUGCCAAAGAAAGAAUUUUUUUUAGAGAGAAUGCAAAUGCUUAUAGUAAAGAUCAGUACAAAAUGUUUAUGGAAGUAAAGCAAAUAUUAAAUGAUGGAAGGAAAGGCCGACAUAAUGGAUUUAAGAAAUAUGAUCAGUUAUCUCUGAGUUUUCAGCAGAAACUGAAUUUUCUUGUCAGAAAAAAGAUGAAGGUGCAAAAAUGCAAAACAACUAAAAAAUGCGUUCCAAACAAAUUUCCACUUAUACAUACAUUUACACAACAUAGAUGUAAUUACAAUACACAGAAGAUAGUCUUGGCAUAUAAAACUAUACUGGCUCACAUUAAAAAAACCCAACACCCUACAUUUAAAAAAAAAAUGAGAAAAAAGAAAACAAUGAGAAAAAAACAGUCCAUGGUACUCAGAGCUAUAAGAGAAAUUAAAAGAGAGGUUGAAAUUGAAAAUUCGUCAGAACUUGACUAUAUAAAUAAUAACUUUCUAGCCAUUAUAUCUGAUAAAAGGUUAAAGGAUGAGGUAUUCAUUUCAGAAAUGAACCAAAUGAAGUCAUCCAUCUGCACAGUAGAAUUUUUGAAACACCUCAUUCAACCCUUUCAGAUGGUAAACAGAUAUUUUAGUGUUGCUCGAAAGGGAUUUAGAACUUCAGCUCUGAAAGCACUUGUGGGAAAAAAGCAUCUUGGUACAGAAAGUUUACUAAGCAUGUCACAUCUUCGUAAAUACAUUUGUCAAGGUCCAUCAGUUGUUGAAAGGACUAAACGAUCAACAAAAGGAGAAAAUGUACAAAUAUCUGUAGCUUUUUUGAAGCAUUUAACCUCUGCCCUUGUAGUAUCUGCUACUAUUUUUGGAAUGGCUCUCUCACUUUUGUCAUUGGCAGCAUGUUACUUAUACUAUAAAAGAAGGCAACUUAAACCCUUUCUUGAUGUUGUAUUGAAAGGUGGAGAAUCCCUACACAGAUCUAAAUCCAGUGAUCCAAAUUGUUGUACUCCUAUUUCUCUUUCUCAGGCUUUUCACUUUGGACAAUCACAGGAAUCAAGGAAGAAUCAGACAGCAAUGGCAACAGAUUCUAAAACUUUUCCCAGGGAACAAAAAAGAACUUACACUGUUGACAACCCCUGCAAGAUAAAGAGAACUACUGAAACUUGUUCCAAAGAGGGACCUGAUGUUACUGUAAAAGAACUGUAUGCCAGCUCCGAUGCAGACCGCAGUUCAAAUGGGUCACAAAGAAGUUUUACUGUAAGAUCCAAAGCUUACUUAUUUCCAUCUUGGUCCAAUGAGAGUAUGGGAUCCCUAUGUGAUGAUGAUGUGUGUGAUGCUUCCUCUACACAGCAUUCCUCAUCAGAGGAAAUCAUCAUGGAACAUGAGUUCUCAAACCAACCCAGGUCCAACACCAACCAAAAAGAAAAGACACCAGUUUCUGUGGUUUGUCAUUCAUGUAAAAACCAAGGCCAGAGUACCUCUAGUGAUGUGUUGUUGCCGGUGAAGGAGCUAAGGAUUUCCAGGUCAAAAUCUGAGAAUGAUAUCCAUGUAUCUACUAGUAACCAAUGGCAUCCAGUCCGCUGAUUUACCAUUUUUGAUGGAAGACACAAUACAUGAUCAAUAUUUGUAUGUUUCACUAGAUAGUUUUAACUUCUAAUGUUGAUUAUUCUAGUUUUUCCCUAAACAGCAAAUUAUUUAAGUGAAUAUACUUACCUGAAACAUGAAAGAAGAAGCUGACUUUUUCUGAUAGGAGUCACAAGACCACAAGAAUGUUCCCCCACGUUUUUUCUUUUUAAAUGGUAUAUAUACCAGACUACAAAUUCUGAUUUUCUUCUCAAAAAUAAAUCUGGGUAAACUA